Nezara viridula (southern green stink bug) is the source of this 2121-nucleotide messenger RNA. NCBI's taxonomy places the organism in Eukaryota, Metazoa, Arthropoda, Insecta, Hemiptera, Pentatomidae. The record is from the annotation of a GenBank genome assembly.
GUUUUUAAUAUUUAUUGCAUAAGACAUAGUUACGUUUUAAUAUUUUGGGAAAGCUUCAGCCAGAUAACUCCCUCGUUUACUUCAUUGAAGUGCUCGUACUCCAUGUAAAUCGUAAAUCGUUAAAAAGUUUUGUAGACAUUUGGAUAUCACAUCCUGGUUACAAAAUAUAGCUGAUAUAUUAGAUGAUCUGUAUUAUUGUUUACGGAAGAUAUAUGGAAUCCCUAUCAUGAAUUUGGGAUGACAAUAAAAGAUACAUUUAAUUUUCGAACAUUAAGGUUCUCUUGGCAUUUUAAGUCAGUUUAUCUCGAAAAACAGAUCAAAACCUCAGAAUCGGAGUUCUCAGUCGUCGCUACCGACGAUGGAGAAGAAGCGGGCAACCAGACAAGCAAAUCCACAGCCAAUGGCAGCAUCAUCACAAUGACCAUGAAAAACAACCACCUUAUUGUGGAAACUGAAGAGCGACUUGAAGGAGGCGUAGCAACAGUGGAAGUGGGAGAAGUGGCCUUGGAGCUUGUGCCUGAAGGGAGCACAGCAAUUGUCCACGCACCCAACAAUUCCUACAAGCCGGAGUCAGAAUUCUCUGGUGUUAACACUGGUCUUUCCACUUCUGACUUGAGCUCUUCCUCUGAGGCUUCUACCAACCGUGGCUACAGGUAUGGCACUCAGGAAGAAUACCGGGGAGAAGAGGAAUAUGUAGACCGCCAGACAAAAGAAAUUGGCGGCAGGCGUGAAACAAGGCCUAGCUUGGAUCUUGAACCGAGGCAACAAUUGGGAUUGGAGAAUCCUGCUUUUCUACCAACACCGACACUGGCAGAAGCUUCUUAGGCUCUCUUAGAUCAAUGAACUAGCCAGAAUCAGAGACUUAUCAAAUCGAUAACAUUUUCCAUUACUAAAUCUGAAGCCAGUUUCAACAAUAAUUUGUCUCAUUUAAGAAUUAAAGUUUAGUAAAACUAAAGACAUAAAUGUUUAUGUUGUUUUUUUUCUAUUACAUAACAGUAAUGAAUACAAGUAAUGAGUUUAAUUAAUGAUUCUUCAUGCAAAAUUCUUCUUUCCACUAGUCUAUUAUCCUUAUGAUCAGAAAUAAUGUGAUACAACAUUGACAAAUUUAUUACAUAUUCUCAGCUUAAUGCAUCACUACUAUAAUAAUAUCCUUUUAAUUUGGAUUAAAGAAAAAUGUUCAUUGAGCAAAUCCACCUGGACCAGUACAUACAAGUAAACAAUAAAACAAUGAACAAUUUACAUUAAAUUGAUGUAAGAUCAUAUGCACUGCCUCAAAAAAGGUUCCAUACGGUUAGUUUUUCUUUAGCACUGCUAAUAAUCUAUUUAUUAUAUUAUCUUUAUUAAUCAGAAAGGAUAGUAGAGGCAAAGGUGUAUCAACAUGAUAACAAGUUCAUGCUGGAUCACUGAUCCUGUAGCAGGAAAAGUUACAACUUUAAUCUGAAUGUCAAAAAAGUUUCUGUUAAUCUAUAAUAUCUUAAUUCUGUUUCUAUUCAAUGCCAUUAUUAUGCUCAAAUUUAUUAUUUGAACAUUUCAUUCAAGGUUUAGUUAAGGUUCAGCCUAAUUCAAAUCAUUAUGCGUUAAGAGUAGUGCAUUCGUGACCAAAUUGGGUGGUUGAGAAGUCGAGAAUUUUCUCACCGAAAAAUUGGAACUUUACUAAAUAAAUUGCAUAAUAUUGUGCAGUACGUGUUAAACAGACACAGUGAAUUAAAAUCGUUGGAGGACAGGCCUCGUUCAUGUCGCCCAAGAAAAUUGGAUAGAGUUCAUAGGAGGACUAUUCUGAACCAGGUACCCCCUGGAAUACCAGUACAAGUAAAUAUCCUUAUCCAGUGGGAGGUGAAAGAGGUUAUGAGGUAUGCAUGAAUCCAGAAACUGUCAGAAAUGUUCCGAAAAAAAAAAGGUUUUCAUAGACGAAUUACAUGAAAAAAGCCAAACAAAUAAGAAGAAGAGGUUGGCGUUUGCCAUGGAGUAAGCCAGAAAGUUUCUGGGAUAUUGCGAUCUUCUCAUAUAAAUCCAAAUUCAACCUUUUUGUACCAGAUGAAAGGUGUCAUCUCUGGAGAAAAGACAAAGAAGCACUUUUUUCAAAGAAUUUUUGACCGACCGUCAAGCCUGGAAGUGGAAGUG